Suillus plorans is the source of this 687-nucleotide messenger RNA. RefSeq lists its product as uncharacterized. The record is from RefSeq and is a predicted model, not a curated record. Bases 98 to 529 code for a protein of 143 amino acids. Lineage: Eukaryota; Fungi; Basidiomycota; Agaricomycetes; Boletales; Suillaceae. The transcript is spliced from 5 exons.
CUGGAACGUUGCAACAGCGAUUACCCUGCUCAACGUCCUCAUUUCUUUAUUUUCCUCAGCGUAUGCUGAAGUCGUCGAGGACGCUGAAGCAGAGUAUAUGACAUUCUUUGCAGGAAAAACUGUUGCCAUGACCCGCGCCCCUGAUUCUUAUGUCUACCCUGCACCAUUUAACCUAGUAGAGGUUUUUCUUCUGAUUGACUUUAACUUCUUUUUGAGAACAUUUGGCCUGCGACCCCAGCGAUAUGCAAAAACAUCGAUUGUGAAAAAACCAUGGAUGACUAGCUGGCUGGGGCAAGGCGACGAGGCGGACGCUGAAAACCCUGAUCUUCUGGAUCCCGUAGUCGAAGGGCCAGGCGCAGAUAAAGGCUUGAAGAUCAGCAAGAUCCCUUUCGAUGAGCUUGACAAGAGGUUCCCCAAUAUGGAACAAUCAAUGGAAGCUACCAUUGUAAAGGAGAUUAAAGAAAUUCAGGCAAGAUUGGAGGUACUGACGACAAAAGUGGACCGCUUACACGCCUCACACUUGCACUAAUGCACCAUUUGCCUUCGGACGUGGACAAGGCGGGCGGAUGAUUCGAUGGAACUAUAGUUACCUCCUUGGCUCUUGUGUUUUUUUAUCUUUUGCUGGUGGAGAUACUGAACGUUGUACAACAAUCAUAUAUGAACGCCGUUGAUUCACAACUCAAGCAG